CCCCCCCAGCAAAAAGCCUGUGAGAGUGAGAGGAAGCAUUGUGGUGUGGUGUGUCUACGAGGCUGAUUUUGUGUUUUCGGGGAAUUGAGCUUGCUGCGAUUGCGGUUUUUCUUCUUCUUCUUCUUCUCCCACGUGUCGAUAUAGAAAAAGGCCUGCGAUCGUAUAUAGUGCCGAACACUGGAGCAGUUAAUUUUGUUUUAAGUUUUUCGUGUUAGUGGAGCCAUGAAUAACUCCCUUUGUUUGAGACAGGCAAAUGUAUGCAGCAGCACCUCUGGUGCAGUGAAUUCUAGUCAGCAUGCUUUGAGUGGGAAGUGCCUUUCUUCGUCUGCACCAGUUCGAUUAUCUAGACUCGAUCGAUUUAAUAGAAACAGGCCAUCGCCGAAGUGCAAAGCUGUACGAUAUCUGAAUGGUUCGGGUAACGAGGUACUUGGGACUAGAGUAUUGGCAAGACGUGAGCAUUUUGGUCGAGGACUGGGGUUAGGGCGUACAGGUCGUAAUGGCAGCAUGUGGAGUGCAGGCACCUGGCUUGAUAACAAGGCAAGUGUGGAUGCAGACAUCUCUGUAGCAGAAGCAUGGGAGUUGUGGAACGACCGCGAGAAGAUUCCUCGUUGGAUGAAGUGGAUUGACAAAGUCACGGUGUCAAAGCAGAAGCCAGAUUUCUCAAAAUGGACACUGCGAUAUCGUGCUUUUAACAGAGAUUUUGAGUUUUCGUGGUUGGCUCGAAAUAUGAAGCCUAUACAUCACAAGAUGAUUCACUGGCGUUCAGUGGAUGGUCUCCCCAACAGAGGAGCUGUGCGAUUUUACCCUCAAGGGCCUAAUGCGUGUAGAAUAGAGUUAACAAUAUCAUACGAGUUGCCGGAUAUCAUGGCUCCACUUGGCACGGCUGUGGGACCAAUUGUGGAAAGUGUGAUAAAGAAUGAUUUGAACCGAUUUUCCAAACUUUCUAAAUCCAAGCAACUCGCUAAUGUGUAAACUGUAUUCAUCUUGUUCAGUCUGAUAUUGAAUUCAGACACGUGUAAAACUUGUACAUUCUGUUGCCCUUAUGAGUGUAAAGAUAAACUUGAUUCUCUUAAUCAAAAAGGUGCAAUUGUACACAGGCAAAGUCCAAGAAUAAAGGACUGCUUCGUUCA
Physcomitrium patens is the source of this 1130-nucleotide messenger RNA. RefSeq lists its product as uncharacterized. The record is from RefSeq and is a predicted model, not a curated record. Lineage: Eukaryota; Viridiplantae; Streptophyta; Bryopsida; Funariales; Funariaceae.